CUCGCUCGGUGCCACUGGCGCAAAGUUCCUCCUCUCGGUACCGUAAGAAACAAGAGGUGAAACGUGUUUUUCUGUCAUUUGACGUUGUUGAAGAGCUGCUGGCGAAUAUCACAGUACCCGAAAUGUCUCCAGAUUUCUGUGCUGAAUCAUCUCUGAAGAAGAAGCAGAGUUCGCAUGAAAACACAGACUGAAACAUCAACACUGUAGCUGCUCAGCUGCUUUUAAUACUAGUUUUUUUUGUAGUGUUUGUGUGUUUUAUGCGAGUGGAGACACUAAAACAAUGGCCUUCUUCGUGAAAAAGAAGAAAUUCAAGUUUCAGACCCAUCUGACCCUGGAGGAGCUGACCGCUGUGCCUUUUGUCAACGGAGUUUUGUUCUGCAAGCUGCGGCUGCUGGAUGGAGAUUUUGUCGCUACUUCUUCCAGAGAGGAGGUUCAAGAGAACUGUGUUCGCUGGAGGAAGAGGUUUACCUUUGUGUCUAAAAUGAGUGCCAACCCUCACACCGGAGUCCUGGAUCCUUCUGUCUGCAGGGUGUCAGUCAGGAAGGAACUCAAAGGAGGAAAAGCAUAUACGAAGCUGGGCUUCACAGACCUCAACAUGGCGGAGUUUGCGGGUUCUGGCUCCACCGUGCGCUGCUGUCUGCUGGAGGGAUACGACACCAAGAACACGCGGCAGGACAACUCCAUACUGAAGGUGAUCAUCGGGAUGACCCUCCUGUCUGGAGAUCCAUGUUUUAAGACGCCUCCCAGCACAGCAAAGUCCAUCUCCAUCCCCGGACAAGAACACACCCUGCAGCUGGACUGUAAGGGGGAGGGGACAGCCGAGCCCGGGCCGACUGGAGGAGUUUCACUGGGCCGAGCCGCUAAGCCUCGACCUUCCAUCAUCAACUCAGGUCUCCUUGAAGAAUCAGAAGUGAGCCUGCCAGGUCCUGCAGAAGUCUUCCAGUCAGGUCACUCUCGUAACUCCAGCUACGCCAGCCAGCACAGCAAAAUCUCAGGCUACAGCACUGAGCAUUCCUGCUCCUCCAGCCUGUCCGACCUCACGCAUCGCAGGAACACCUCGACAGGAAGCAGCACCUCUGGGGGUUUGGGCUUCACUGCCGACACACCUACAGAGGGCGACAAGGACGCCGGACGUCCAGAAAGACCCCCUCGACCUCCACGGCCUGUCUUACCCCCUAACAGGCCUCCCAGGAGGAAGCAGGACUCUGUGGAGAGUCACCCCUCUUGGGUUAAUGACACUCGCAUGGAUGCUGAUGACAUUGUGGAGAAAAUUGUCCAAAGCCAAAACUUUUCAGAUAUCAACAACACUGAAGACAGCAACCUGCGUCUGUUCGUCAGCAGAGAUGGAACCACUGCGCUCAGCGGCAUCAGGCUUGGAAACAGGGUGUCUGCAGGCGGAUACGAGCCUGUUGUGAUAGAGAGCCAUUAAAACCGAGACCAGCAGGAGAGGCGACGUGUUGACCUGCGGAUUGGUCUCGUCUUUGGUCUCGCUGGUUUUUCCUGGAGCUUCAGCUGGUUUUGAUGCCGUGAGGGGAAAAACCUCUUCAUGUUUGCACUUUAUGUGGAGUUUGUCAGAGUCUGCACUCCGUUCAGCUGUUUUUGUGAUGUUGAGAGUGAUUCAGAGUGAAAGCACCAAUGCACAAAGCAUUUCUGAGACUGCCUCGUGGUUUGUUUAUGUGGAUUUUGCUGAUUUCAGGAGCUCACUGUGUAGUAAAUUUACCUGUUCAGUGAUAGAUACAAACAUCAAAAUCAUCCAUGUGUCCCCAGUUUAUUGUCGAACCUGACAGACAGUAAGCAACAAACACCUAACUAAGAGAAAGGACAGCGCUGAAACGUUCCCUGCUGGAAAAAGAGACUCCAGUAAAAUCCACAUGGUAAUGUUUAUAAUUUAAUUAUAAGCAUUCUCAUAUGAGUUCAUUAAUUUCACACUAGAUAUGUGAACAAGUGAUUCUGCUGACUUGGAGACGUGGUUAUGGAACAAUUUGGGCCAAAAUGAAGCUUUUUCGACUGAGUUGCAGAAACCCAUGUGUGGAGAACAUCUUGUGUGUGAGUAAUGACACUAUAUUAAAGCCAAAUUCCUAACCGCUAUUAACUCUGUCAGUGACACAAAGUUAGUGAGGCUCAGCUGCUCUGCAGGCUGGACUGAAGUUACUUCAUCGUGUACUGGGGAUGGAUGGAUGAAAAUGGUAGUCGUAACAAAACGGCAACAAACUAAAAUUUUAUUUUAUUAAUUUUAACUUUAUUUAUUCCUCUAAUAUCGUUAGAGCAGCAUGAUAAGUUCAUGUGUACCAGUAAUCCUUUUUCUAACCGUAUAAUAACUUUGGUGCUGCCACAGAUAUUUGACUUCGUAAAUCUAGGCCCAACAGCAAAACUUUCGAUGCAGUUUACGUUCAUUGCAAAAAAAAAAGGUGUUACAUUUUAAUUUAACAGACUGUGUUUAGAAAACCACUGAGCAAGAUGCAGGAACUCUGAAUGGCUUUUGUUUGUUUUUUUUCCUUUUUGUUUGAAAUAGUUGUUUUUCCCCGUUGAUCGGGGAAACGCAGUAGAACCACUCUGUGCCUGUAAAGUUUCUCUUGAAUGACCCGAAAGCACCAUGAAACUGUGAUAGCAGAGUGCUAGUGAUGGCGAGGAGAGAAAUAUUGUUUCCCGUUCUUGUUUCUUUGUUUGUUUGUUUUCUCUGUUUUUAUUGUCUUUGUGUCAGUCAUAUUGUAACUUGCAGGCGGAGCCAUUUUGGGAAUCCCACUGUAUACUCACUGCAUGUACACUACUGUUGCUCCAUCUCCAUGAAGGAUUUCGUUGUUUAAAUUGUAGUUCUUCUCUCUCCACAGCCAUCAGACGUUCAGACAAAAAACGUGAGGUCAGCUGAAAACACUAGCUCUGUGGUACAAACUGUUCUGGUUUUACUGUGUCCAGUUGAAGGGGGCGUUGACUCCAUGAAGAGGGAAGUCUGCAACUGUAAAAGUCUUUGUUGCCCCCUGGUGGAGCAGCGGCUUGCUGUCAGGCUUUUGCAUGAGUCCGAGCCCUUUGGUGUUUACAAGAAUGUUUACUUGGAAUUUGACUGCUUUGUUUACAUCUGUCAUCAUAUGAGCAAACACCAAAGAGGCAGAAAAAAAGGACGAGAAUCUGUAACGCUGACAAACACAGAAAAAAAAAAAUGUAAUGUUGGCAAUCAGCUGGCUGGUUGACACUUUAUUUUUUUUUCUUGUUAGUUUUAAAAGCGAGUUUUCUGCUUGGAGUUUGAACUCUGGAAAUGUGUCUAUUGCAAGACUGAACAAGAUCUUAUUUUGUUCAGAGUCUUAAAAUCUGUUUGUAAAAAAGGUGAAAAAAGCUGUCGGAUCUCUCAAACGUGUUCCAGGGUUGUCCAAGAAAUAGAUCUACUACUUGCAACCACUGUCCAUUUAAUCUGAUGACAGUUUGCUUGGUGAAUGAAAGAUUAUAACUUCAGAAAACAGUCAAAAAUAGUUACAGCCAAAAAAUAUACCCUUAGUUUAGUUCAAAUAAAUUGAUCCUUUGGGAUCAGAAUGUUUCCCCUUCUUUACAAUCAAAUUUUAAGACUCUCUACUUAAACGUAUGGAUGUUAUAAGCUUCAGCACACUAUGCUGGGUGAAUCCAGCUCAUGAUAUAGGUUGAGUCACUUUACACUACCCAGCCUGCUUGUUUUUUUGCAGCUGUAUGUUUAUUAAUCACAUUAUUCUCACAUUUGGGGAUGAACCACUGUUCUUAUAGUCAGAAUCGCCACAGCCUUUAGUAUUCUUUUAAAGCGUUUAUUUAUAUAUAUUUUUGUUCUUUAUUCUUUUUAUUUUUUUGGAGGUUGGUUAUAAGCUAUGCACACAACUCACCUCCCUAUUUUUUUUUUUUUUAACUAUUAGUAAAUCUAACAAAUUAUUGUAUUGUAACAAAGCUAGUAUAACCUAAAUUUAUAGAGAAUCAAGUUGGAAAUGGUUCUUCCAAUCGCCACAUAGUUACUAUUAUUUUUGAGGCUUUUGUGAUAUUUCUGCAGAAAUGAUAAUAAAAAGCUAAUCUAA
Molecule: messenger RNA, 4025 nt
Organism: Larimichthys crocea (large yellow croaker)
Lineage: Eukaryota; Metazoa; Chordata; Actinopteri; Sciaenidae
Gene: eeig1a
Product: estrogen-induced osteoclastogenesis regulator 1a
Exons: 12
Coding region: 281-1429 (382 amino acids)
Source: RefSeq, a predicted model, not a curated record